AUGUUCGUCACGCUGACCGCGCUGCGCAUGUACAUUCCCCCAUCUGCUGUUUUCCUCUUGCGGCUGGAGGAGUUUCCGCCAGCCUGGAAGCAGGAGGAGAUGUGGCUGGUCAACGCGCUCUUCCGUGGCGCUCGUGGGUGGACGUGCCCCGCGGUCCCGCAGAAUUUGCGAGGCCUCGGCUUCCCCGCGGACAUGCCGAGCAUGGAGUCCGCUGCUCUGGGAGACUGGCCGUUUCUGAAGUCCAUCGUCAUUUGCGCCGUCUGCUGGAUCGGUGGCGUCUUCCUGUUUUUCCUGGCCGUCGUGUCCAGCGUCUUGAAAACUUGCUCCAGCGUCUUGGCCUUGCGGACAGGGCUCUAUGCAGCGCUGCCCUGGCUGUCCGAUGGUUGCGCGGCUGGCUGGGGCAGCGCGGCAGACGGCUGCGCCAUACUCUGGAGGCGCUGCCGCUUCCAGCGCGAGGGGGAGCCUUUCGACCUGCGGCUGAGCGGCGACCUGGCGGACCUGCCGGGCCUGGAGCCGGACACCCUCGCGGCGCUCCAGGCCCACGACCGCGUCCGGGAGACGUAUUGGCCAAGGUCAACACAAUCGCUCAAG
Messenger RNA from Prorocentrum cordatum, 591 nucleotides. The record is from the annotation of a GenBank genome assembly. NCBI's taxonomy places the organism in Eukaryota, Dinophyceae, Prorocentrales, Prorocentraceae.